AGAAAUGUCAGAUGUCAUGUCAACAACAAACGUCAAAACAAGAUUCACGAUUUUUUGUUUUCCUGUUUCAUUAUUUCCGAGAUUCCUCAAAAAUUUCUUCUUGUAACCGUGGUAUCUUGAUUGUAGUUAUUUAUUUGUUAAAUCCAAGCACCCUGUCGUGAAGCAUUUCGAAAUUGCUAAUUAUAUUGAAUACGUUGUUAUUUUUGGGUGUACUAUUUUUGUCCGCUCUGUGCUCCACAUUCGGGACAUGAAUAUAAUUUGACAAGCAGGAAAAGAAUGUGCUUCCUGGAUGCAGACCUCACCCAGCAGUGAGCCCCUGUGAUGGUGAUGACUGCGAGCGGCGCCUCCGACGCGCUCCGGGAGCGCCUGCCGGUGCUGUGGCGGGCCAUCGAGGAUGCCCACUACAGCUACCUCGAGACUGAUGACAGCCCGGAGAAGAUACAGCAGCGGACCAAGCUGGAAGGCUACAUAAUGGAGUACCUCUCACUAGUGCCGCACGAGUGCAAGUUUGGCCUGGCCGAGACCGGCAAGGUGUUCCAGAGGACUAUAGACGAGCUGCCAGACUUCAACGCGUAUAGGGCCGGGCUGGGCUGGGCCGCGCUGGCUCGGUAUGCGGCCAAUCUGCUGGCGCAGCCGUGGCGGAAGGAGUAUAAGACUUUGCGGCUAUACAGCGGCUACUACAAGCACGAGAUCGAAGCGAACAUGGUGGGCGCGGAGAGUCUGCUGCAGGCGCUGGGCUACAGGGCGGCGGGCGGCGCGCGCAUGAGUCUGCGGGCGCCGCCCUGCCCCGACAUGGUGGCCGCCGUGUCCCGCGACGCGCUCAUUGCGCACUGCGAGUGUAUUAUAAUGUGCCGCGUGUGGGAGCGGCUGUGGGGCGGCGGCGCGCGCGUCACGUGGGCCGACGUGGCGCGCGAGAGAGCAAGACCCUCCACCAACGGACAUUAUGGAGACGGCUCAUCUGAGAUCUACUCGAACGUGCACCCAACAGUCGAGGACGACAGACAACGCCUGCCCGAGAUCAAGCACCAUCCGAGCAGCCUCAACCACCACCGACCCUACCCAGACGAGGAGCCUAUAGUCCCCAUGAUACACCCCCCCUACAUGGUCCCCACCACCGUCGCCCCCAACAUGAUGUAUCAGAUGCCACAGAUGCAUCCAGAUGUCCCCGUCACCCUCCCGCAAUGCAACCCCGUGCCAAUGAUGACCCCUUACGGACCAGUGCCGUAUUACUACCCAGUACAAGCGCCAUACAUGAUGCAGACUCCUGUAUACGCGCCGAUUAAACACGCAACUAAUAUACCGGUUAAUGGGUACCCGCCUGCACCACAGUAUAGGUACCCGGCGGUCCCGACCGGCCAACUUAUAGAGCUGGAUUCGCCGUCUGUGUACGAAAAUGGGAAGUAUGAUAGGCAUAGGGAUGAUGAUAAAAGGAAGAAAGCAAGAGCGCCAGCAGAAAGUUCUAGAAGGAAUAGUACGUCGAAGUCUGGGUUUAGUGACGUUUCGCUACCUAGUCUACCUCGCUCGGAUACACAGCCCGCGCUGAGCAAAGCCAGAGAAGACGGUAUGGGUACCUAUGAGAGCUGGGACUAUGUGUUUAGGAACUUGUCCAGUAAAGACCAGGAUGUAUGCGAGAACCGCAGUCGGUAUUCCCCGUCUCUCGACAGAGAUUCACGCACCUUAGACAGGCUAGACCGGGACGAGAGGCGGUCGAAAUACCAGCCGACUACGCUGGACCUAGAAGAUGGUCUGCAAGCACUAACCCUUGACCGGUCGUACGACGAUGAGGUCUACAGGACGGCAAAAGUCAACGAGAAUCUGAUGAGGCUAAAGCAAGAGCAGGAGUCGAAAAGGGUUAAACACGUCAAAAAACAAGUGAGUGAGGAAAGGAAGAAAAAACCGCCGGAGCCAAUAGGAAACCCUGUUUCUGACGCUUUGAUAAAAGAGAAGACGGCAGCUGAUAAAAUAAGGUUGCUUAACAAGAAGGAUGUGAAAGAAAGGAAGGAGGUGUUGAAACAGCAGAAUGGUUCGGCGUCCACGGCGGAGAUGAAACGAGUGAAGAAAACGUUGAAAUCUGUUAGCGCUGAAGGAGACAAGCCGGCUAAGAAGUCUCUGGAAAAUGGACACCAUAGUGCUGCGCAUAGCUCCAGAAAUUCACCUGGUCCAUCAAACCACCAACAAAGCAACAGUUUCGAUCUCAAGACGCAUCUAGUCGUGUCACUAGACGACGUAGACUCCCGCCGCUCGCCGCCCAAACCCAGCCAGCCUAACGGGGACUUCGACACUCGCAGCGUUUCUAGUCAACACAGACACACACCAGAGGUCAACCACUCUGGUGACAGGAAGGAUAAGUGGGAGUGUGGUACUUGUACCUAUUUGAACAAGGGUGCGGCGGUCGCGUGUGAAAUGUGUGGCAAGUCCAAGAGGGGGCCAGAGAUUCAGCCGCUGACUUCUGGCGGUAGGGAGUGCCCUGCUUGCACUCUUGUCAACAAGAGGGAUGCUAGGUCUUGCGACGCCUGUGGCACUAGUCUAGAUCAUUGCCCGACCUAUAUUUGAGUUGGCAAGACAUCUCAAAAGGUUUUGCGUUUCGGGUAAACGGCACAAGUUUACGUUGCGGUUUUGUAUUAUUUUUGUAUUUUUAAAAAAUUAUAUUUUCGCUCAAAUUUAAGACGGACUUUUUGCUUCGCUUUUAACCGAUGGCAUCUACUAGCAUUUUUUGUUGUUGUUAAAUCUUUUUUUUGUAAGUUAUGAGAUGAGGCUCGGAUAUGAAAUAUGCGUAUUGUAUUGUAUGUAGAUAAGCUUUCCUUAUGUCAGAUUUAUCUAAAAUGUUAUAAAAUAUCUGGCCUAACUGUAGGUCGGUUUCAAAAUUACGGAAUCGUUCUUAGAUAACCUAUUUACCUGAAUGAAAGAUGUUAAUGAUAAGUUCUUAUUCUUACUUUAUUUUCCUGUUACUUAUACUACUACUUGUUAUAUAUUUUAUCUGUUGCUUUGUAAGACAGGGUAUAAUUAUAUUGAAUCGUAGAGUUUUUAUCACAAAGUUGGAAUUAGUUGAGUUUCUUAGAUCUUUGAAAUCACAUAAUCUAAAUUAUCUCAAAAUUGUUAUUUUAAUUAAAACAAAGCCUAUUUAUAUAAUGAUAGUGUUCGGUUAUUCGCCUUCGAAAAUGCUUUAAUCUUAGUAUGGAUAUAGAUAACUAAUGCUUUUAAUUUUUCGUUAUAAAUUAAAUUAUUGAAUCUGUGUAUAUAUUUGUUAGAGUUUGUAUAAAGUAGUAUUAAAUUAUUUUUACUUAGAGGUCAGAAAGUAUGUCUACAACGUAAUGAAAAAAUUAAGAGGUGGUUGAAUGUUUAUUUAGAAUACAAAUAAAAGAUAUUGUCACACUGUACAAGAAAUAUAUGUAUAUUUAUUGAUUUAAUCGUAAAUAUGUAACUUAAAACUAUGUCAAGUGAUAGUUGUUCACGUUUUAUACAAACAAUGUAAACUUGCACAGUGUAAAAUGAAUAAUAGUCAUAGAUUAGGCAAAUUAAAGCACUGAGGACGUGUAUUUUUCUAUAAAAAAAUAAAUAUAGUAGAUUUUUUCAUACAAAUUGUGCUUCAGCCCUAAGAUUAUUUGGUCGCUGUAUGGACAUUUCGUUGUUGCGAUAUUAUUGUAAUUACUUACAUAAAAAGAUAACACUAUUCAGAUAGAAGAAAAUGUACUAAAUUAAUAAAUAAAUAUUGUUUUAUGAA
Messenger RNA from Plutella xylostella (diamondback moth), 3721 nucleotides. RefSeq names its product PUB and ZnF_RBZ domain-containing protein tamozhennic (gene tamo). Lineage: Eukaryota; Metazoa; Arthropoda; Insecta; Lepidoptera; Plutellidae. Gene Ontology annotation, cellular component: cytoplasm. The record is from RefSeq and is a predicted model, not a curated record.